AUGGACAGCUUGGUGUUCUGUAACCGCUGCUUCCAGUCACCGUGCAGGAAGUCGUCCUUCAGCCUGACCAACUGCGGGCACGUGUUCUGCGACGUUUGCCUUGGCAAAGGUAAAAAGGAUGAAUGCUUGAUUUGUAAAGUUCCUUGUCGUACAGUUUUACUCUCAAAACAUACCGACUCUGAUAUCCAGACGUUCUUUAUGCGCAUAGAUGGUCUGUGUAAGAAGUACUCCAAGGAGACCUCCCAGGUUUCAGAAUUUCAAGAAAAACACAGGAAGAGAUUAUUGGCUUUCUAUAGAGAAAAGAUUUCUCAGUUGGAAGAGUCCCUCAGGAAGUCAGUGCUGCAGAUAGAGCAGCUGCAAAGUAUGAGAUCAUCACAACAAACAGCUUUCAGCUCAGUAAAAAAUUCACUUUCAACAAAGCCAAAUGGAUAUUUCCUGUUGCCGCCUAAUUCAUCAGCCCCUCACAGAGUGGAAUCUAUGGAAGUUGACCUUACUCCUUCUCCAGUGAGGAAACCUGAGGUAGCAGCGGGCCCCACGAGAAUCUCUUUGAUUAGUCCACCUCAGGAUGGACGCAUGGGUGGGGUCCUUGGUGUCCAGGAGCUCCACUACCCAUGUGGCAGUCCUGGGAGCCAGCCUGCUCGGCUGCCUCAGGAACAAAGGGUGGAUUGUGCCUCCUUCAGGCCCACUCGUGGCCCUGGGCCUGACACGUUCCCCUGCUGCCCCUGUAGGGGCCUGUGGGCAAUGGAUGUGCCUCCAGCCAAGCAGACCUUCCUGGGCCAACCUUUGCAGCUCAAGCCGGGCACCAGUGCAUCAGCCCAGGCUCCUCCCCCAGACGCCUCUAGCUCAUCCAGGCCCCAGGAUGAGGCUCUGAUCUCCAGCCAGGCCCUCUGA
Castor canadensis (American beaver) is the source of this 891-nucleotide messenger RNA. Lineage: Eukaryota; Metazoa; Chordata; Mammalia; Rodentia; Castoridae. The record is from RefSeq and is a predicted model, not a curated record.